This is a messenger RNA of Neofelis nebulosa (Clouded leopard), 760 nucleotides long. It is a transcript of the gene CALM3, whose product is annotated as calmodulin 3. The transcript has 6 exons. The record is from RefSeq and is a predicted model, not a curated record. Lineage: Eukaryota; Metazoa; Chordata; Mammalia; Carnivora; Felidae. The coding region runs from base 162 to 611 and encodes 149 amino acids. Gene Ontology annotation, molecular function: calcium ion binding.
GCGGCCGUUGAAGGACCGUUGGGGCGGGAGGUGGCGGCGGCGGCGCGCGCUGCGGGCAGUGAGUGUGGAGGCGCGGACGCGCGGCGGAGCUCGAGCUGCUGCAGCUGCUGCCGCCGCCGGAGGAACCUUGAUCCCCGCGCUCCGGACACCCCGGCCUCGCCAUGGCUGACCAGCUGACCGAGGAACAGAUCGCAGAGUUCAAGGAGGCCUUCUCCCUCUUCGACAAGGACGGAGACGGCACUAUCACCACUAAGGAGUUGGGGACGGUGAUGAGGUCCCUGGGACAGAACCCCACCGAAGCCGAGCUGCAGGACAUGAUCAACGAGGUGGACGCGGAUGGGAACGGGACCAUUGACUUCCCGGAGUUCCUGACCAUGAUGGCCAGAAAGAUGAAGGACACAGACAGCGAGGAGGAGAUCCGAGAGGCUUUCCGCGUCUUUGACAAGGACGGCAAUGGCUACAUCAGCGCUGCCGAGCUCCGUCACGUAAUGACGAACCUGGGCGAGAAGCUGACCGACGAGGAGGUGGACGAGAUGAUCAGAGAGGCCGACAUCGACGGGGACGGUCAGGUCAACUAUGAAGAGUUUGUACAGAUGAUGACGGCCAAGUGAAGGCCCCUGGGCAGCUGGUGAUGCCCACUCUCGUGAUCUCUCUCUUCUCGCGCGCGCGCUCUCUUCAACACUCCCCCGCGUUCCCCGGUUCUAGCAAACACCAGUCGAUUGACUGAGAAUCUGAUAAAGCAACAAAAGAUUUGUCCCAA